Molecule: messenger RNA, 8273 nt
Organism: Rhopilema esculentum
Lineage: Eukaryota; Metazoa; Cnidaria; Scyphozoa; Rhizostomeae; Rhizostomatidae
Biological process (GO): G protein-coupled receptor signaling pathway; cell surface receptor signaling pathway
Cellular component (GO): membrane
Molecular function (GO): G protein-coupled receptor activity
Source: RefSeq, a predicted model, not a curated record
AGCGCUACCAAAAUAACAAGGAGGUGUAGUGAUAUCAAAAUAAUAACUCUAGCAAAAAAAAUGCAAAAGUAUUCGCCAAAUUUUUGCAUCAACAAGGUACUCAGCCCCCCUGAGCCCCCCUAGAGCCACACCCCUAAACGGAAGAUGUUGUUGAAACUGAUAUUUUAAUGUGCAAAUCUUUGUGAUGAGGAUCUUUGAAAGAGAGCUCUAUAGUUUUACUCCAUAGAUUCAUUGAUGGUUUUUGUUUACCAACACUUUAUUUGCCAUUUUAAUAAAAUCAUGCUGAUCCAGGGACCACAGAUUCGAAGGAGGCGUGAAAAUAUUUGUAGGUUGGGGGCUUAACAUGCAAAGCCCAGAAGCAAGAUUCAGAUUAUCUUUGGUUUUGAAAUUUUGAAAUAACCGCCCCUUGAAUGAAUCAUCGAAAUUGAAAGCCUUUUGAUCAGCGUCGCGUGUCAUUGUGUCGAGGGGCGGUUAUAUAUUCAUGUUGCGCGGUUGAUGUCAACAACUGAGAAAAGCUCUUGGAAUGGAAUGGAGAGGUAGAAGAACAUUUCCAGUUACGGAAAGCUUGCAGGUUCCACUGUAAACGUUCUGCAAAAGAUAUUUCGAAAAUUCCAUGGAAGGCAAAACCACAAUAAGCUAAGCAUUGUUUGUCCAAUGUCGGAUAGACGUCGGGUAUUGACAUGAAGAAUGCUGAGUAAUGGUCAGAGAGACACUGGAAAUACUAAUAACAGAUUUGAUAAAAAUCCACGGGCCAAUUGGUUCUGAUUUGCUGCCAGUCAAUGCAGGCAUACUUAAAUUGAAGAGUGCUUCGCUUCUGAAGAUAUCUUUGCAAUGGAGCUCACAGGAAUCAUCUUCUGCAUCCUUCUGAUUGCGCAACAGAAUUUGCUCAUUUGCAACGGACAGCUGCUAGCGUUGAACGUAACACUGAUACCACCCAUUCCUGAACAUUCAGUUAUUACUUAUGCACGUUUGAAAGAACAAAAUCAAAGCAGAUCUCACUCGUAUAACAUAGAGAGUAUCCGAUCAAGCCUCUUUGAUGCCACUCACAAAAUCCUACCGGCAUAUACAGCUUCGUGUCCUUCCUACUUCGAUACCUUUAAAAUGCCACUCUAUAUUGACAACUCUAUUGGAGAUCUUAAAACUUCACCCUUCUUUAAGGCCAUUCCGGGUGAAAUAUUAACCGUCACAGUGUCCGCACUUGAUUCUCACCGCACGCGCCAUUUCGCUACGCUUACUAUUAACAUACUGUGCUCUUACAAUGUUUCACAGAGAUUUAUCUCCAGUUUCGAAAACGAUUCUAGUUGUAUUAGAAAGUCUAGCAGCUUUAUGCUAGCAAAUCCUAACUUGAACGCCACAUAUAUGUUCCAGUUUCCGCAAUCGGCAUCAUUUAAAGAUGUAUUCUAUAUCGAAGUCUUCAAGGCAAAGAUACCUUAUAUUUUUAACGUGUCAAGGAGCAUCAUUCUAUUCUUUAACGUCUCCUGUGAUUCGAGUAUCUCAGCAGAGACACGUUACCAAAACGCCACACUAAAAAGGCUGACUUUAUCCGCAUAUAAAAAGGAUCACUCUGUCCGGAUACCAAUCCCUGGAACGUUAAUUAAGCCGCAAUGUAGGUUAGAUGUAGCCAUAUUGCCAUAUAUAGGCUAUUCAAGAUCAAAUGCGACGUACAGUGAAAUUAGCGCAUUUGAUAAAGCUUCUCCUCCCUUUACUCCGUAUCACAAGGAUGCAUUGCGGAUCACGUGGUUAUCAAAUGUCAGUGGUCCGUGUGGAAAUCGAAACUGUCUUGUACAAUUUUCACAACCAUCUAUAAAUUUAGAUGCAGACCGAGGUUGUCCUUUGGAUGCAGACAGAGCAUGCCUUGACGUGGAGACUUGGUACAACAAUUGUAAGGCCAACCUGACACUGGGUUUAAGGACCAUGUCACCUACUUUGGUUCGGUUGUCUUCCAGUGCAAGCGUCAUGUUCCAGUGCUCUUAUUCAGCUAUUUUUCAAGAUCAAUCAAAGUUUCACUGGUCGAAGGACGGGCAAGUCAUAAAACCAGCCAAAGGGAUUCAGCUUCUUAAUGCCGUGGAAGGGCAAAACGUCCUAAAUUUACUUGCGUUUUCAGUUGAACGUGUGGAACAACAAGGCUAUUAUUACUUUCACCUGAAAACAAAGUAUGGUCAUCAGGUGUCAUCGAGAAAAGCUCUUGUCUUGAUUGAAGAUGUUUCCUUCAUAAAGUUCAUAUUUACCGGAGAAUCUAUUCUCAGCAAAAGUAAGGAGGACGCUUUGUUACCUGAAAAACUCACUGAAAAGACCAAAUCAUGGUUAUCUACGAUUGGGAUUGAUCCAAACAAAACAACUUCCUCAGGGACAAGCUUCAAGUACAAUACAUCAAAGUCAGGCGCAGAAUUCACCGUUACCAUAUUCUCUUUAAACGCGACACAAAGAUUAAAAGUUUGUGGAAACCUGAAGCAUAUGUAUGAGUUGCUGUCUACUUCUUCAAAACUGGAAAUUAAAUCGUUUGAUUGCUGCCAGUCUGUCAACCAUGAGGAGAACAUACAGUGGCCAAUCACGCUUGUUAGCCAUACAGCUGUAGCCCCAUGUCCGUACCGCGAUCUUGAGGAUUCUAGAGUUUCCAUGGCAACGAGAAAAUGCGUCUGGAAUUCUUUUAAUGGUGCACUUUGGCUGCAGCCUGACAUGGAAUCUUGCCCCAAGAAGAUUUCCACACUCAAUGAGCUUGCAAAUAAAACAUUCACUGCAAGAAAUGUCUUAGAAGCUUCAGAGAUGUUCUUAAACCUAUCACAAGGACAUUCCAACAAAUCAGAUAUUUUUAUUCUGGAGAAGAAAGUUGCUGUGAUAAAAAAAAUAGCUGAUCUAGAGACGGUUCAGCCAAAGGUAGCCAGCAAUGUAUUGACCGUUGCAAGUGGCGUAUUGGAUGCAAACCAGAGAGUGCUCGCAAAAGGUCAACGAGAUCUUGGUCUCUGUAGAAAACUUUUGGUUUCAAUACAGCAAAUUGCGAACAAGCUCAACUUUUCCGGCACAAACACGACCAUCGAGACAAAAAACAUAGCACUAGCUGUCGCAAAAAUAAGUAGUGAUAGCAACGCAAGUAUCCUUGUGAGAGCGUGGAAUGAUCAGCAGACAUCCAAGAUUGAAGUCUUGUCAGUUACAGAACUGCUCGAGCAGGGGCCAUAUCAAACGUCACUCUUUCUACCUGCAGCCACCAUUAAUAAAGCUACCUCGAUUUCAAACACAAGUGACCUCCGUUUCACUAGCGUCCAGUACAAUAAUGCGAGGCUUUUUACAACAGUUCACGGCAACAGAGGCUCUAGAAACUUCGGCACACAAAUGAACCCCGGUCAUAAAGCUACAAGCACACAGCCAAAAAUAUCUCGCGUUGAUUCCAAAAUAAUUUCAGGAUCAAUUGUUGGUGUGAGGUUACGUAAUCUUGCUUUUGCUGAAGAAAUCAAACUUGGAUUUCGCCAGCUUUCCAGUUCAAAAUCGAGAUCCUUCCACAAUCAAUGCGUUUAUUGGGAUUUCAACGCAAAAGAUGGAAACGGCGGUUGGUCAAGUAAAGGCUGCAGAGCAAAUGGAUCUUCUAACAGCAUUUACUCAUGUCGAUGCAAUCACAUGACGCACUUUGGUGUUUUGAUUCAAGUAGACCAGAGUGCAAAACCAUUAUCAGAAAGACAAAAAACAUCACUCAGUAUCGUCACUUAUGUCGGCUGUAUUAUUUCGUUUAUAUGCCUCUUGCUCACAUUAGCCACAUUUGGUUGUUUCGAGAAUUUGCGACGAAAACAGCCUUUGCAAAUCCACAUGUUUCUUUGCUUCUCGUUACUGCUUACAAUCACUACAUUCCUUGCUGGUCUUCACUCAAAGGAUCGAACUUCAUGCAAAGUUUUUUCAGCACUGCUACAUUUCUUCGUGCUGUCUUCAUUUUGUUGGAUGGCUGUGGAAGGCAUAAGCUUAUAUCUUUAUUUGGUUAAGGUUAUGAGAUCGGCAACUCUCUCCAAGCUCAUCCGGAACAGUAAUCUAUUUUGCUGGGGAUUACCGGCCAUAAUUGUUGGUAUGACCGCAGGUGUGACCAAGAUGGAUGCAUAUGUUAAAAUGCUUGCAGAUGGCAGCUUGAUAUGCAUCAUCAGGGAAAUGCCAUUUUAUAUUGCCUACUUGCUGCCUAUAAUCGUCAUAAUGCUGAUGAACUUGGUAAUUUUGGCAUUGGUAAGCAGGUCUUUGAUGCGCGAUCCUGCAAUUUCGAAAACAAACAGAAUGACAAAGGUCACUAAAGUACGGAUCACGUUUGGCUGUUCGCUUGUUAUGGGUACGACGUGGAUAAUCGGUCUAUUUGCAGUCGGUGUUUUCACCUUCACGUUUCAGCUAAUAUUCUGUUUGCUUAAUUCAUUCCAGGGGCUAUUUAUAUUCAUAUUUUAUUGUGCAAUGUCUAAGGAUGUGCGUAAAGAAUGGGCCAAGUUCUUAAAUGUGGAACAGAAAUUGACAUCAUCAAAUACACCUGGAGUUAUCAUUAAACCAAGCAACAGCAGAAGCAAGAAGACAAAAGAUGACAUGGUUAAUAUGAACACUGGAUCGGAUGGUGUCAAAGAACGCAAAGUUGUGAAGAAAUCAGAUGAAAUUGAAACAAAAGGUGUGCUGUUUAAUUUCAAGGAAUGCAAAGUUGAUUUGCCAGGUGACGAGACAGUUGUUCUGCUUGAUUUUCGACCAACUUCUAGCAUUAAAAGGUGAUUCAUUGAAUACUCCGUGUAAUAAACACACAAUAAAAACAAUUACCUGUGCAUGCUUAUGAGGAAAAAUUAUUAUCAUGGCCUCCUUUUCACUUUGAGGCUCGUUGUGCACCGAACCUUUAUAUUGCUGCUGACGACAAAAUUCUUUGAGUCAUUGUCUGCAACUUGUACGUCGUCUACAGCAUGGCAAAUGGCAAAAAAUAUGUUAACUUGCUAAGGAGGUACUAAAAUAAGUUCAAAUGAAUAACAGAUGUAGCAGUGAAUUUUAUCAUUUAGAAAGGCCUGUUUGAUCCGUCAAUUUUAUGUAACGACGUCUUGAAGCUUUCACGUGCCGUUAAAUAGAUCGUAUCGAUUUCACAAACUGCAGCUUGCCGCGUGGAUUAAUUAAUUUUUUAUUUUAACAUUUACUAAAUAAGAGGUUUUAAACAUCAAGAAUAAGCUAAAUUUGAGUAUGUAUUAUUUAUUCAUAUAAUGUAAUAUUUUAAAACUGUAUAUUAAAAAGGUUUUAAGAUUCACGAUUUUAGUUAACAUAAAUGCACCUUAAAUUGAACUGACGCUUCAAAUUGUUUCUCAAGUGAAAACUGUCCUCUAGAUGAGACAGAACCAGACUUAUCACCAAGGCAGUGUCUCUGGUGCAGUUCACCACAAAAUUUUCCUGAUUUUCAUAUUCCUUAAAGUUCUUUUGUGACCUUUGUUUGCAGUACAUCACUAGUUUAUACUCGCUCGUGUUUUGGACAGUUAAAUGAUUUAUACGCUCAGAAGAUCUUUUAUCUUCUAAAUAUGAGAUUGGAAUACAGCGAUUCUUUUUAGUUUAAAAAGAGGAACCUUGGUCCAUAGAAUGAUGGGGUGACAAAGACGGAUGGCCCAAAUAAUAAUAUUGAGGAUUAAAAUGAAUAUUGUACGCUUUACCACCCUAAAAACAUAUAUAACAUAUAUUUUAUGUUAUAUCCUUUGUAUGUUAUAUUCUUUGCCAUGUCCUUUCAAGACGUGGGCGAUCAUGGCUUUCCAUAGCUUCCUUUCAUUUGCUCUUUUUAGCAGUUCUUGUUCUUUUAUUCCCCCUCUUUGUCCUUCAGGCACAUGUUCUGCCAUCCAUGCGCUCAAACUAGUCAAGUACUUUAUCCGUGAUCUUCCUCUGCUUUUCUUUCCUUCAAUGCUUCCCGUGAUAGUUAAAUUCUCCAAGCUCUCUUUCCUCAUAACAUGCCCCGAAAAUUCCAACUGCCGCUUUCUAACUGUUUGCAGCAGUUUCCCUUCAGUUCCUAUUUUCUUUAGAACUUCUUCAUUUGUAACGUGGUCUGUCUAUGGAAUCUUUAACAUGCGCCGGUAAAACCACAUUUCAGCUGCUUCAAGUUUGCUCCUCAAAUGUGCUAAGAUUUUCCAGCAUUCACUCGCAUAUAGAAGAUUGGUCGUUACAUACCAGUCCAGCACUCUUUUCCUUGUUUUAAUUGUCAUCUUGUCAUCUUUAAUUGUCAGAUUUGUCAGUACCUUACUUGAUUGUUUGAAAGCAUCUUUCGCUACACCAAUGCGUCUCUGGAUUUCUGUAUCACACUUUCCGUCCUCAGUCAACAUGCUUCCCAGAUAGCUAAAGUUUUUUACCUGCUUGAUUUUGAUUUUGAUUUUGACCAAUUUUCAACUCACGCUUUGGGCUAUCUUUUCUACUCACGACCAUACAUUUCCUCUUUUUUCAAUUGAUAGUUAGCCUCAAUUACCUUGCCUAAUAGUUAUUUUAUAUUUUCUUCUGAAUCUGCUAUCAACACCUUGUCAUCUGCAUAGCGUGUUCUGUCCACCUACGACAAGCCCUGGUAAAUCUUCUAGUUCUCUCAGAAUCAUUGAGAAUCAUCGCUGUAUAAGUCAAACAAAUCAUUCGAAAGAACGCAUCCCUGUCGCAUUCCUCUCUCUAUUCUGGUAUAUUCAUUUUGAUCGUUGUCUAUUUGCAUACAUGCUGUUUGUUCCCAAUACAAGUUGCGAACUAUUCGUAUGUCUUUGCCAUGUAUAUCAAGCUUUCCUAACACUUCUAGCAAUUCUUCAUGUUGGACUUUAUCAAAUGCUUUUUUGUAGUCAACAAAACACAAAUAUAUGUCCUCCCGCAUUUCUAUUGCACGCUCUGAUAACAUACUUACCAUGCUGCAUAGAUUCCCAAUAAUGUUGUUGCUAGCUUGCAACCUUGGUUGUCACUAAUAUUGUACUUAAAAAACUGGGGUAUGACGGCAUUAUCAAUGAGUGAAGCUUGCAACCUUGGUUGUCACUAAUAUUGUACUUAAAAAACUGGGAUAGGACGGCAAUAUCAAUAAGUCAGGUUUUUACUUCUGUAUGUAAUUUUUUUUUGAUAAUUUUGGCGGGCAGCCUAGCGUACCUAGAACAAGGAAAUGCAGCUCGCGAUUCACAGUAUCAAACGUUUUGUGAACUCAGCAAACACUACAUGUAACCUACUACGUUGUAAUCUUCUAAGCUGUUUUUAUCCUGCUAAUAUUCCUUCUAUGGUUCUUUUCAUGUUACGUAAGCCUGACUGUGAUUGUACAUACGUAAAUUCUGUAAUUAAGUCGUUGUAGAGAGCUGUGUGCUGGUUCGCUGAUUGUAUGCUACUCUAUAUCAUAAGUAUUCUGAAAUUGACUUUAUAUUAUAUAGUUUGAAAAAUCAAUUAAAUGUUCGCCACAUCUAUUUCUAUGGAAUCUGGUGCGGUCAGAAGCUCACCAUCCUUCUUUUGCAUUGAACGAAAUCUUGAACCAUGAAUUGUUUCAAAUCGGUGUAGAAAUGUUUGCAGUUCUUUUUCUCUUUAUAUGUUUCUGCUUCUUCUGCGUUUUAUAGCGUCUCUUAAGCUUUUCGCCUUCCGGUAGAUUUCAUACUUUUUUCAUCAAACAAGUCGUUAUGCACUCUUUUCCACUUUCUAAACAUUUGUGUAGCUGCUGCUUGAAGUUCUUCUUGAGCUCCCCAAAAUCGACUUCACAAAACCGGCAUUUUCUGAACUAGAAGUCAUACCAGCUUUAUAUUUGUUCGUCACUCGUCUCUGUUCUUAUCUUUUUUAGAAUUUGUUAACUUUUUGCUGAGGUUUGUAGAGAAGGGAAACUUAGCAACGAUCGAAUUAUGAUUUGAUAAGUAGUCAUCUGCUCUGGUAAAUAUUGGAUGGUCAAGCUGUUGCCAGCGUUUUAAACAUGAUUUUUCAUGUGUUCUCCGAGCUAUCCUUUCUGCCCAUUUUACCACGUUUAGUUCUGGUGCAGAACUUCAAUAUUAAGCACUUAUAUCUACAGGGCUCAUAGGCGUAACUUAAAAAGAAGAUGCCAAUAGAAUUCAUUUUUCCAACACCAUUUUGGCGGAGGACUUUUGACAAUGAUUUCAAACCUUUGCCUAUACCAGGGGUAAACGACCUUUUUUGAGACUGGACCAGAUCCUUCAAACCGUUUCUUUAAGUUGGCCAAAGAUAAUAAGAAAAAAAUACAAUCUUGUGAUAAAAUCAAAAAAAUAACAAUAAUCAAAAUAUUUCAUUUAAAUUCAAUUACACUACAAUUUCAAACAUCUUUUUACACAGACAGUUGUAACGAUAGAUAAGACUGUUACAAUCGUAAA